CUUCGCGCUUUCUGAAACCUCCCUGAAGGCAAAAUGGCUCGAGAAGGGGCUCUGUGGAUGGGUGAUCUGGCAGAUUACAUGGAUGAAAACUUUAUCAUUGCUGCUUUCCGUGCUCUUGGCGAGGAGAAUCAGAAUGUAAAGGUGAUGAAGAACAGGUACACAGGCCACCCAGCUGGCUACUGCUUUGUCAACUUCUCCUCGGACCAGGCUGCUUUGACCGCCAUGCACAAGCUCAAUGGGAAGGAUCCGCAUAGUCAGCCGCCUGUGCGAUUCAAGCUGAACCACAGCAGUACACGUGGUAACAACACAGAUAAAGAGUAUUCUUUGUGGGUGGGUGACCUUACACCUGAUGUGGAUGACUUCGCCCUAUACAAGACUUUUGGGAGCAGAUAUAACAGUAUCAAGACAGCAAAAGUUAUAUAUGACCCAAAUGGACAAAGCAAAGGAUUUGCUUUUGUGAGGUUUUAUUCAGAAGAUGAGUACAAAGAUGCCCUCACACAUAUGAAUGGCUUCAAGGGCCUGGGCCAGAAGCCUCUGAAAGUGAGUUAUGCUGUGCCCAAGAAGCAGCAUUACCCUGGCAUGAAUCACAUGGGCGGUGACUAUAGCCAGUACUAUGAGCAGUACUGGAACAAUUAUGCUGCUUGGCAAAACUACGGCACGUACUAUGACCCCUACUCAUCUUCCUAUGGAGACUACAACACUGGCUUGGAAGGAGGCACAGGAGAUGCAAAGGACACAAGCAAGGAAGAUUUCGAACCAGUGGAAUGGAAUGUCCCCAUUGAUGUUGACAAGGCCAAUGCAGAGUACAUUGAGAGGAGUGAGGAAUUGUGGCAGGCGAUUGAGAAGGCUCGCUGGACUUUCUGGGAAGAGGCCAAGGAAGAUGAAUGAGAUAAAGAGAAAAGACGCAGCAGUAAAGUUUAAAGACGGAUUGAAUUGUCUCCUUAUCUGUAUUUAAACCAUUUAAGAUUGUUGGUUUGCUUCUCCAUAUUCUUUAAAAAAAAAAAAAACACAAAAAACAUUGUAUGAAUGUGUAAUAUUUUUGUUUGUUUUCCAAAUACAUGUAUAAAAUUAAUAGUAGGUGUUGCCAAUGGUGAGAGGCUAUUUUCUUUUCUUUGUCCCUUUUUAUUUUAUUUUAUUUUUGAGUCUUUUGGUAAGAAUGUUAUUCCAUAUCAAAGGCAGGAGUAGGAGGAAUAAGAUAAGAUCAGUGAAUAAUAAAAGUUUAUCUCUGUUAUUUAAUGUAGAAAGAAGCUUCAUAUUGAUGUAAAGUUCAUUCAUGAAUGAGCAAUAGUUGUGGACAUGAUUGAUUUUAUGAUUUCUACACAAGAAUUAUGAAAAAAAGUUAUGCAAAUUGUACCUAAUUUAUUUAGUAUAAUGCACAGGUUUUCACUUGUGAAUUUUUCUUUUAAUGUACUGAUUUAUAUUAUGUUUGUAUUUUCCUAUAAUCUUUUACAUUUAGAUGUGUAUCACUUUCUAAGAUUGUCUAUAGAUGAUGCAGUAGCAAGAUCUCUUUUCAUGUCAGCAGUCUUACACUAUAUUUUUGUACCUGUAGGAUUACAUGAUACAAAGAGGGAAUUUGUAUGUCAGUAUAAAGUUGCUGUCGGAGGCAAGCUCACGAAGCUCAAGCAUUGGUGUACAUAAGUCGUGUGAUCUUGUUAUUAACUGGUUUAACACAUGUUGGCUUGGUACUUGUGCAGGCUUGUGGCUUUUUGGCAUGGCUCGUCAGCAGUGCAAUCUAUCUGUU
Messenger RNA from Penaeus vannamei (Pacific white shrimp), 1741 nucleotides. The record is from RefSeq and is a predicted model, not a curated record. NCBI's taxonomy places the organism in Eukaryota, Metazoa, Arthropoda, Malacostraca, Decapoda, Penaeidae.